Messenger RNA from Salmo salar (Atlantic salmon), 2169 nucleotides. Lineage: Eukaryota; Metazoa; Chordata; Actinopteri; Salmoniformes; Salmonidae. The record is from RefSeq and is a predicted model, not a curated record.
CAUGCGGGCUAGUCCCUCCCAUGACACAAAACCCCAUUCAGCAGCAUGUCAACACACUCAUGUUGAGAAGAAGAAGAAACAGUUAUUAAAGGAAUCGGACAAUCUAUUUUCUGGACUUAAAGAUUCUGGGCUUCAGCUAGACCAACUCUGAAGUGAACUGCUUAUCCAAACUGUUGUUUUUAUUAUAACCAAAUAUAGAAAUGGGAAGAAUUAAUAUCUGCGUAAAACGGGCGUUCAUUUUCGUCUGUGUCUUGAUCGGUAUCAUCAGCACCCUCUUGCUGGCCAUCACAUUAUUUGGACAUGGGUACUUCCACAAAUCAGAAGAAAUAGAGAUUCUGCCAGGGAUAGCAAUUCUUUAUGUCCUAGAAGCAGCAACCCUGGUCCUGUCAAUCUUUGGGGUUUAUGGCGCUCGCAAGGAGAAGAAAUGGGCUGUGGUUCUGAUGGAGGAGUUAAUCAGAGAGGAACAUCUAGCUAUGAUGCCUCUAAGUGGAGCGAAUCAAACAGAUUUAGAAGAGCUAUACAACAUACAGACUAAGUUCAAAUGCUGUGGGCUCGUACAAGGCUACCAAGACUGGGGCACAGACAUCCCCCUCUCCUGUCUCUGUUCUGAUGAGGACUCAACAAACUUUAAAUGUGUUGCUCCUGGUAACAAUACAAGAUUUGUUAUUCACUAUCCCAACAGUGAUAUGUCUGAGGAUGAUGACCACAAGGGACUAAUGGAUGAACACAUGCUGGUAUAUAAAGAGCCAUGUCUUCCCAUCUUAUUCUCUUUGGUGGGCUAUGGAAUCAGCCUGAUGAUAGGAACAUUAGUAGCACUUCAAGCAUUAUGGGAUAUUGGAGUUGCCCUGGCCAUCACAAUACUCUGCCAGAUGAGAAGAAAGGUUGAUGUGCCACCUGUGAUCUUCACCUCUCAACCACCUCAGUACAGAGAGCUGUGUGACACAGCAGAGAGUGUCUGAAAUGAAAUGGUCCUCUUAUGAAGGAUACUCAAUGCACUAGUCUGAGUGCCAGUCUGUUUGUGCCAUCAUGACAACUCCUGUCACUCAUUUGUGUCAAGCCAAACAUGACAAUGGGUGACAAAGAGUUGGCUUGGCAAUGACAGCAAUGGAGUUGUCAUUGUCCAGACCACAAACAGAUCUGGAAUCAGGCUAGCAAUGCAUCCAUAUUAUGUACAUACUCAUAACACACUUGAAAUGACAACAAGGGACAUUAUUAGACAUUAGACAUCUUUGCUGUGUUGUCCAAAGUAUUACUGUUCAACUGAUUAUCCAUCUGACUGCCAGCAAGAGUCUUCUUAUUGGCUGUCAAGGGUUCUAUAAAACCUGUGGUUUGUUUUUCUGUUGUAAAUAAUUAGUAACCAUUUAACCAUUGAAGUGCCUCAGUGUUGGUGACAGUGUCUUGAAUAAAGGGAGAAGCGUCUUUUAAGAUUAUGUUCCUUUAUUCGACAACCAACAUCUUUAAAAAAAUUAUAUAUUUUGUUUACUAAACCCAACUGUAUAAUCAAAAUGACUUUGCCAUUAUCACAGGAAGUCACAAUCAGACUCGGACAAAAAUGGAAUUUCCUCCAAUGACCUUUGUCCUCUCCCCAUCCUCUAUUCAUUUUCUGCCUUUGUCUUUUCCUCCUGCUCUCUCCUCUCAUCCUCCUCUCUAACUCUUUUCCUCCUGCUCUCUCCUCUCAUCCUCUUCUCUCUAACUCUUUUCCUCCUGCUCUCUCCUCUCAUCCUCCUCUCUCUUCCUCUCAUCUUCUUUUCCUGUUUCACCCUCUUCUCCUCCUGUCUUUCACACUCCCUCAGCUCUUUCUCUCUCCUCUUCUGUUCUACCUUCUCUGUCUUUGUCUCUGCUUCUUUUCUCUUCCUCUCCUCCUUCUCUUGUUUCUUCAACUUGUCUUUCUCUUUCUUCCAACUGAAUACAGUCUGACUCAGGGGGAAAAGUUGAUUAAAACAAUGAAGAAGUAAUGAAGGACUGUAAACUGUAUGAUAUUAGACCAGUGGCUGUAGCCCGGGUACCAGUCAGUUUAGCUAUCAUUCCACUCCUUGCCACUCCUUGUCAUGCUAAACAUUUGGCAGUACAAGGGGUGGAAUGUUAACUCAACAGACUGGUACCCAGGCUACUGUGGUACCUACUCAUAAUAUAAUUUUACGUUAAUUCAAUAAACUACUUUGUUCUAUU